Messenger RNA from Fukomys damarensis (Damara mole-rat), 1239 nucleotides. RefSeq names its product paralemmin (gene Palm). Gene Ontology annotation, biological process: positive regulation of filopodium assembly; regulation of cell shape; negative regulation of adenylate cyclase activity. Lineage: Eukaryota; Metazoa; Chordata; Mammalia; Rodentia; Bathyergidae. The record is from RefSeq and is a predicted model, not a curated record. Bases 1 to 1194 code for a protein of 397 amino acids. Gene Ontology annotation, cellular component: membrane. The transcript has 10 exons.
AUGAGCGUCAGCUGCGGAAAUUUAAAUUUUGUUGAACGGGUCCUGGCGGCAGACACCGCAUCUCAGCAGGAGAGACUCCAGGCCAUCGCGGAGCGGCGGAGGAGGCAGGCGGAGAUUGAGAGCAAGAGGCUGCAGCUGGAGGAUGACAGGCGGCAGCUACAGCACCUGAAGUCCAAGGCGCUGCGGGAACGCUGGCUGCUGGAGGGGACGCCAUCGUCAGCCUCGGAGGGGGACGAGGACAUGCGGAGGCAGAUGCAGGAGGACGAGCAGAGGGCCCGGCUCCUGGAGGGGUCCAUCUGCAGGCUGGAGAAGGAGAUUGACGCGCUGGAGAACAGAGAGGUGGCCCCCUCCACGGCAAAGGAGAACGCAGCCGUCCCCAGCCCAGCCCGAGAGGAGCCCAAGGCCAAGGUGGUGCUGAAUUCACAGCAGACAGCCGGGGCCGGCACGCCCAAAGCAGAGCAGCGAGUCUCCAACACCCCAGUGCGCACAGCCGAUGGCUCCACCAUGAUGAAGGCAGCCAUGUAUUCGGUGGAGAUCACAGUGGAGAAGGACAAGGUGACCGGGGAGACCAGGGUGCUGUCCAGCACCACGCUACUCCCCCGGGAGCCACACCCACAGGGCAUCAAGGUCUACGAGGACGAGACCAAAGUGGUCCAUGCCGUAGACGGCACCAUAGAGAAUGGGAUCCACCCGCUCAGCUCCUUGGAGGUGGACGAACUCAUCCACAAGGCGGACGAGGUCACCCUGAGCGAGGCGGCAGCCGCAGCCGCGGCAGCGGCAGAGACCCGGGGGACAGCGGCGGUGGCGGCGGAGGAGACCGUGCGGACCACACCAUUGAGGCGAGAGAUCACCGGGGUCCAGGCCCAGCCUGGCGAGGCCACCUCAGGCCCGGCCAGCAUCCAGGCUGGCCAGGAGCCUCCGGUCACCAUGAUCUUCAUGGGCUACCAGAACGUGGAGGACGAGGACGAGACCAAGAAGGUGCUGGGGCUGCAAGACACCAUCACAGCCGAGCUGGUGGUCAUCGAGGACGCCGCUGAGCCCAAGGAGGCCGCGCCGCCCAACGGCAGUGCCCCGGAGGCCACUGCCACCCCGAGCUCCCGGGAAGAGGACCAGGCCGGGCCCGAGGCCACCACCAGCGACCCCCAGGACCUCGAUCUGAAAAAACAACGCUGUAAAUGCUGCUCAGUCAUGUGAGCCGGCCUGGCCCCCCGAGACCCCGGCCCCUGCCCUGCGUGACAC